Messenger RNA from Oncorhynchus masou masou (cherry salmon), 2216 nucleotides. Its product is annotated as zinc finger protein 189-like. Gene Ontology annotation, biological process: regulation of transcription by RNA polymerase II. Gene Ontology annotation, cellular component: nucleus. The coding region runs from base 238 to 1623 and encodes 461 amino acids. NCBI's taxonomy places the organism in Eukaryota, Metazoa, Chordata, Actinopteri, Salmoniformes, Salmonidae. The transcript has 3 exons. Gene Ontology annotation, molecular function: RNA polymerase II cis-regulatory region sequence-specific DNA binding; DNA-binding transcription factor activity, RNA polymerase II-specific. The record is from RefSeq and is a predicted model, not a curated record.
UUGUUUUGUCCUUUCGUAGAAUCUGUUUCCUGUUUAUUAUUUUUCAUGGAAAUUCGUCUAUCACACCACGUAUGUAGUAAUUAUCAUAGUACAUGUCUACGAAUGGUUAAUGUCAGAAAAGCUGAGCAUACUGGCUACCCAGAGCAAACUGGCUACAUCGGGCUCUAAAAAAGAGCGAUCAGUGAGUGAACUAACUCUCUAAUAUUGUGCUACAUUGAACCUAAACCCAUAGUCAUCAUGGAUACUCUCUACACUUAUAGAUUACUACCACCCACAUAUACCAACACGAAGGACCCUGAAUACAGUUAUAGACUAGUGAAGCUCGAACUUGUAGACUGCUGGCAAACUCCUGACCUGAACAUCAUCAUCAAACAAGAAGAGGAGGAGGAAGAGGAUAGCUUUCUACAAGUUAAAGAAGAAGAGGAGGAAGAGGAUAUUUCUCUGCAAGUUGAAGAAGAAGAGGAGGAAGAGGAUAUUUCUCUACAAGUUGAAGAAGAAGAGGAUGAGGAAGAUAAUAUCGCUCUACAUGUUAAAGAAGAAGAGGAGGAAGAGGAUAUCUCUCUACAAGUUAAAGAAGAAGAGGAAGAUCACACUUUCAUGGUCAAAGUAGAGGAAGAAGAGAAGGACAAAGCUCUUGUAGUUAAAGAAGAAGAAGAGGAGGGUGGUUUUACGGUCAAAAAAGAAGAAGAAGAAGCUAUAGAGGUUUUUAUUUUUUCUGAACAACAACAACAACAACAGACGCGACCAAAGAAACAGCCAAAACAGACCCAGGAACCCCAACACUCCCCUCUGUACUGCCCCGACUGUGGGAUGAGUUUUGUCAGCCCUGGAAUACUGAACGCGCACCGCAGAAUCCACCAGCCCAGAAUAAUCCACACCACCACCACCGGUGAGCCGUCUCACUACUGCCACGACUGCGGCAAGACCUUCGACACCGCCCGCUACCUCAACAAGCACCGCUUGGUUCACACAGCAGAGAGGACGCACCACUGUUCCCAGUGCGACCGGAGCUUCCUGAGACUCCAGCACCUCAAAGAGCACCAGAGAACCCACAGCGGAGAGAAACCUCACUACUGCUCCGCGUGUGGGAAGGGCUUCACCAAGGUCCGACUGCUCCGGACACACCAGCGGCUGCAUGCCGUGGAGGGAGCCGACGUCGUCGGGGAUGGGGCGGAGACGGGGAUGAAGGAAGCUAGUGGGGUGGUGAUGUCAGCGAUGGGGCGGAAGAGAGCGCUGAGAGUUCUGGCCGGAGUGGACUACUACUACUGCUCUGAGUGUGGGAAGAGCUUCUCCAGUGCGGCCUAUCUUAAGGUGCAUCAGAAGGCUCACACAGGAGGCAAACCAUACCAGUGUGCUCACUGUAAGAAAUCAUUCAGCACAUCGUGGGGUUUAAAGGUUCACCGGCAGAAUCGCUCUGGAGAGAAGCCCUACCAGUGCGCCGACUGUGGGAAGAGGUUCUCGGACCUGCGCAGCCACAAAGCCCACCAGAGCACCCACACUGGAGAGAAACCAUACACAUGCCCUGUCUGUGGAAAAGGCUUUGCCUGGCUAAAGAGCCUACAGAAACACCAGGCCACACACAGCAGCAGUGGUGGUGGAGUCAUAGAAGUACAUAUAGAAUAAUGUAGGAUAUCCUGGAGGGUUUCACUCCAACCCCAAUCUUGCAGGGUAGUUACAACUACAGGACAGGAGGGUAGCUCUCCAGGAACAGAGUUAUAGGAGGGUAGUUACAACUACAGGACAGGAGGGCAGCUCUCCAGGAACAGAGUUAUAGGAGGGUAGCUCUCCAGGAACAGGGUUGGGUUAUAGGAGGGUAGCUCUCCAGGAACAGGGUUGGGUUAUAGGAGGGUAGCUCUCCAUGAACAGGGUUGGGUUACAGCAGGGUAGCUCUCCAGGAACAGGGUUGGGUUAUAGGAGGGUAGCUCUCCAUGAACAGGGUUGGGUUAUAGGAGGGUAGCUCUCCAGGAACAGGGUUGGGUUACAGCAGGGUAGCUCUCCAGGAACAGGGUUGGGUUAUAGGAGGGUAGCUCUCCAGGAACAGGGUUGGGUUACAGCAGGGUAGCUCUCCAGGAACAGGGUUGGGUUAUAGGAGGGUAGCUCUCCAGGAACAGGGUUGGGUUAUAGGAGGGUAGCUCUCCAGGAACAGGGUUGGGUUAUAGGAGGGUAGCUCUCCAUGAACAGGGUUGGGUUAUAGGAGGGUAGCUCUCCAGGAACAG